CCCGCGAAAGGCUUUGGCAGGAAAUCCGCCUCCGAAAAAAUCCAAGGGUACUUCUGGAAUUUAUGAACACAUAAAGUGGCAAUUGUUCGGAUCCUCUCUACGUUUUCGUCGGUGUCGUAGACGAUCUUCUCUCGUUCCUCUUUUCGACCCAACGUUCAGGGAUACUGAGGUAAGGGACUGGAUUUGAAACAUGGGGAAGAGGAAGUCAAGGGCAAAGCCACCUCCUAAGAAGCGGAUGGACAAACUUGAUACUGUCUUUAGUUGCCCCUUCUGCAACCAUGGAACCAGUGUUGAGUGCCGCAUCGAUAUGAAGAAUUUGAUUGGUGAAGCCACAUGCAGGAUUUGCCAAGAAAAUUUUAGCACUUCAAUCACUGCUUUAUCGGAACCCAUAGAUGUGUACAGUGAAUGGAUAGACGAAUGCGAACGGGUCAACAACCUUGAAGAAGAUGCUGCUUAAAGCUUUUGUGUAAACAGACCAUCUUCUUGCACACUGGAGGCACCGGAGGAAAAUGGGAGCUUUAAUGCCUUGUCCUUUACUUGAACUGGAUGAAGAAGCUGUUUGCAAGUCCAAUAUUAAUAUUUAAAAUAGUUUCUCAAGGGAUGUGAAGUAUUUUGUAAAUUUACUGAGCUGUUAUGGGAGUAUGGUCAGAGUCUACUGCCCAAGUCCUGUGAUAUCUUAAUAGGUUGAUGCAUAUCUAAUCAGGUUUCCAUCU
Molecule: messenger RNA, 713 nt
Organism: Magnolia sinica
Lineage: Eukaryota; Viridiplantae; Streptophyta; Magnoliopsida; Magnoliales; Magnoliaceae
Product: transcription elongation factor 1 homolog
Exons: 5
Coding region: 191-457 (88 amino acids)
Biological process (GO): transcription elongation by RNA polymerase II
Cellular component (GO): transcription elongation factor complex
Molecular function (GO): RNA polymerase II complex binding
Source: RefSeq, a predicted model, not a curated record